Messenger RNA from Racocetra persica, 353 nucleotides. The record is from the annotation of a GenBank genome assembly. NCBI's taxonomy places the organism in Eukaryota, Fungi, Glomeromycota, Glomeromycetes, Diversisporales, Gigasporaceae.
CACUCUAAACUUCUUUUGAAUUCUGCUAUUAGAUAUUGUGAUGAUAUUACAUGGGUGAAACAAACUGUAAAUAGAAGAAUGGCUAAAGGACAUGGUUUCUAUUUACAACAUGCAAAAGAAACUUGUUUAGUGGGAAGAAAAGGAAAGGAUCCACCAGGAUGUAAACAUUCGAUUUCUUCUGAUGUAAUAUUUUCGGAAAGACGUGGACAAAGUCAAAAACCGGAAGAAUUAUACGGGAUGAUUGAGGAAUUAGUUCCAAAUGGAAACUACUUGGAAAUAUUUGGAUGGGAUCGGCUUGGCUUUUUGAGCCAAGCCGAGCCGGCUCCUCGAGCUGAUGGCUCAAGCCAGCUCAA